This is a messenger RNA of Sitodiplosis mosellana (orange wheat blossom midge), 3313 nucleotides long. Its product is annotated as endoplasmic reticulum metallopeptidase 1-like. The record is from RefSeq and is a predicted model, not a curated record. Gene Ontology annotation, molecular function: metalloexopeptidase activity. The transcript has 12 exons. Gene Ontology annotation, biological process: proteolysis. The coding region runs from base 439 to 3042 and encodes 867 amino acids. NCBI's taxonomy places the organism in Eukaryota, Metazoa, Arthropoda, Insecta, Diptera, Cecidomyiidae.
GACUCUUGGUUGAUUUGUGGACCUGAACAUGAGCGUGUUAUCAGUGAAUUUGAAGUUUAUCUCAAAUUUCAUGGCUGAUAAUUUUAAAAAGUGGAAAUUUUAUUCAUUUUUUUCAACAUUUCAUUGAUAAAUCGAAAUAUCUUGGCAUCGGUCAACCCUAACCAAGGUUCAUCUACAUUGUUUGUUUUUUUGAUUUUUGAAAUGUCAAAGCAAAAAUUCUUUUUUAACCGGCAAUAAAUACUCUGCACUACAUAAACAAGAUUGAAUAAAUCGCAAGAUAAGCGUCUUUUCCCAAGGAAGUUUUAUAUUAACUUCAUCAGCACAUUUCGUGUGUGGUUUGAGUGCAAUGAUUACUUAUCGUGUAAUUUAAUAGAUUCUUCUUGGUUACGCAAAAAAUUCCAUUUGAAAUAGAUAAUUCAGACAGAGUAGAAGUGAGCAAUGUAUACAAUCUACGAUACAAGUAAUCGAAAGACGAAUGUCCAUCAUUUGUCAUGGAUCUGGGCCGUUUCGUUGGCUGCGAUGGUAUUCUUCUUGAGCUGUUUUUCCAAGCAUCGGCUACUUACACUGCCGCCUGGAUUGACCGUAAACGAUUUGCCGCAGCACAAUGAAUCGUUCAUUGCAGAACGGGCUUGGCAUGAUUUGAACAUAAUAACGAGCUUUGGAACUCGACCAACCGGCAGUCAUGCAAAUGAAAUACUUGCCAUCGACUUUUUCAAACGUGAACUGUCGUACAUCGAACGAAACGCACACCCAAAUCAAAAAAUCUAUUCAGACAUUCAAGUGACAUCGGGCUCGUAUUUCAUUAACUUUAAACCACAUCCAAUGACGAAUAUCUAUCGUAACGUGCAGAAUUUCAUUGUUCGAAUGGCUGGCAGCGAUGAAGCCGAAAAUUCACUACGUAAAAACCAUGCACUAAUGUUGAAUUGCCAUUUUGAUUCAGUUGCCGGAAGUCCGGGUGCCAGUGACGAUGCGGCCAGUUGUUGUGUCAUGAUGGAGAUUUUGAGAGUGCUGUCACAACAAGAGAAACGGCUGAGACAUACUGUCAUUUUCCUUUUUAACGGCGCCGAAGAGACACCACUGCAAGCUGCACACGGAUUUAUUACGCAGCAUCGCUGGGCCAAAGAUAUCAGAGCAUUUCUCAAUUUGGAAUCGGUUGGAUCAAAUGGCAAAGAGAUUCUAUUCCAAUCUGGGCCAAACCAUGGGUGGCUGAUUGAUAUGUAUAAAAAUGCUGUUCCCUACCCAAAUGGGCAGGUGGCAGCUGAAGAAAUGUUCCAAUUGGGAGUUAUACCAUCGGACACCGAUUUCCGCAUUUUCCGAGACUAUGGCCAUAUUCCAGGAAUGGAUUUUGCUCACGUUUUCAAUGGUUAUCGUUAUCACACCAAAUAUGAUCAUAUCGACUACUUGCCGCCAGAAGUGUUGCAACGUACCGGCGAUAAUAUACUUUCAUUAGUCAGAAGACUGGGCAAUUCGGAUGAGCUUACGAAUACUGAGGCAUACGUCAACGGUCGAAUGGUUUACUUUGAUUUGCUGGGCUACACAUUCAUUUCGUACACCGAAUCAACGGGUCAAAUUUUGCAUAUUAUUAUUCCAGCCCUUUCUGUGAUUCUAUCCUAUUACUUCUUGCAUACCAAAGGCAUUUCUCGUCGUUAUGUUCGCAAGGAACUCCGUUUUGGUUUCUUUGUUACGAUAUUCUCACUGUUUCUGGGCUGUGUGGUGUGCUACUUGAUUGCCACUGAAUUGGAUCUAAAUGGAAAAACAAUGUCAUGGUAUCAUCGCACUUACUUUUCGAUUGCUUUGUACUGUUUUCCAUCGUUGGCAGUUACCUCAUUUUUCUAUGCCCAAUUGGUGCGAACGCGUGAUUCUCCGCUGAGUUUGGCACUUCAAGCACAAGCUCGUUUGAAUGGAGUGAAUUUGGUGUGGGCAGCCGGCACUAUUAUUUUGACGUUAUUCGGAUUUCGAGCCGCGUAUGUGCUUAUGAUUCCAGUUCUUGUGACACUUAUUGUUAACACAAUCAUUGGCUUGACGAAAUCACAAAAUACAAUCAGAAAAUGGCUCUACAUUCAUUUGGCCGGUCAAGUACUUGUUGUACUCUGGGCAACGCAUUUUUAUCAUGCAAUCAUUGCGGUUUUCAUUCCAAUUGCCGGUCGAUCAGGUGGCUACAAAAAUCCAGAUAUUCCAAUUGGCUUUAUUUCCUGCUUUUUCACUAUGUUCAUCGGCAGCUAUUUGAUUCCUCUCGUUGGUUUGCUACGUAAUCCGAAAUCGUUCUUGGUCACCGUUGCUGGAUUAUUUGUACUAACCCGUUUGAGUUUCAUCGGCACGCAUUUUGAAUUUCCAUACAGUGACGAUCCUGCUAAUCCAACACCACAAAGACACUUUGUUACUCACGCUGUACGAAAAGUCUAUGAUUUGAAUGGUCGUGUGCAGUACACAGAUUCAGGAUAUUGGUUCCGAGAACUUGAUCGAAAUGCAGAGAAAACAAUCGAUAGUCUUGUUGCUCCGGAGACGCCUGUUCGUCAAGAGCUCAUACCGAUGGGUAAAGAAUUGCCAUUUUAUGGAAUACCAACAUACUCCUGUCGUCAGUUACAUACUGGCGGUUUUUGGUUGCCAGCCCCUGCUCCAAUAGUAGAAAAUGAAGUUCAAGUGAAUGCCACCAAACCAUUGAAGGUAUCUGACAAUAAAUGGCAACUUCGAUUAACGUUCAAUGGCAGUUAUUUGUAUUCGUUGCAAAUUCGACCAAGAAGCGGUGUCAACUUAUUGAAGUGGAAUUUUUUAGAUUUCAUACCAGAAAAGAACGAAUUUAAUGGGGACAAAGGUUACUUUGCGAUGGUUACUCAUGGUCUAGAAGCACCUCCACUUCAGCUUCAUAUGGAAUUUGAUACAAAAAUUGGUCAUACUGGUCCAUUGGUGGAAGUAUCGGUUGUGACAUUCCAUUGGGAAACAUCAUUCAAGCCAACGCCGGUGUUUGCCAAUCUGCUUGCACGAUUCCCGAAAUGGGCUUUCCCUGUGCCAUCAAUCGCAUCGCUACAAGCACAUGUUUAUUAAAUCCAGCUGCUUUCUCAAUUCUCAACCGAAAAAAAACCUCUUCUGGCUUGAGCUUAUACAAUCUCGGGAAAGUUUGGCAUUAGAUGCAUUUUUGAUUUUUUUUUUUUAAAUAACUUUUUGGUGAUUUGCUUGCAAUUAACUCACCACAACUCUUCUAGAUUUUAAUAUAGAAAAUCCAGGGUUUUGCCGCAAUAUUUUUUCGUCUCAAAUUUGUUAACAUUUUAGUUGAAUAAAAUAAUUGAUAAAUGGUACACAAAAGUGGUUCUAAUCC